CUCUCUUCUCCAAAUCAAUCCCCAAUUCCCAAAUCACCAACAAGGGUUCUCCUCGCUUCGAGCUCACCUUCAGGAGCCAUGUCGGGCCGCGGCAAGGGAGGCAAAGGGCUGGGCAAGGGCGGCGCGAAGCGCCACCGCAAGGUGCUCCGCGACAACAUCCAGGGUAUCACGAAGCCGGCGAUCCGGAGGCUGGCGCGCAGGGGCGGCGUGAAGCGCAUCUCCGGCCUGAUCUACGAGGAGACCCGCGGCGUGCUCAAGAUCUUCCUCGAGAACGUCAUCCGCGACGCCGUCACCUACACGGAGCACGCCCGCCGCAAGACCGUCACCGCCAUGGACGUCGUCUACGCGCUCAAGCGCCAGGGCCGCACCCUCUACGGCUUCGGCGGCUGAGCCCCUCCGGCGCUUCGGUUCGGGUUCAGUGGCGGUCGAUGGUGUUAGGUGUAGGAAUGGUGUUCGGGUUCCGUUCCAUCUGAUGUCUGCACUGGUCUGUACGUUCGUUUUGUGCAAAAGUUAUAUGUUCUGAUCUGAAAUGGAGUUCGAAGCGUAUGAAAGAAAUGGAUCUUCGUUUACUUGGCUA
Phragmites australis (common reed) is the source of this 577-nucleotide messenger RNA. RefSeq names its product histone H4. Gene Ontology annotation, biological process: nucleosome assembly. Gene Ontology annotation, molecular function: protein heterodimerization activity; DNA binding; structural constituent of chromatin. The record is from RefSeq and is a predicted model, not a curated record. The transcript has a single exon. Gene Ontology annotation, cellular component: nucleosome. The coding region runs from base 79 to 390 and encodes 103 amino acids. Lineage: Eukaryota; Viridiplantae; Streptophyta; Magnoliopsida; Poales; Poaceae.